Molecule: messenger RNA, 2728 nt
Organism: Solanum verrucosum
Lineage: Eukaryota; Viridiplantae; Streptophyta; Magnoliopsida; Solanales; Solanaceae
Product: PWWP domain-containing protein 6
Exons: 1
Coding region: 16-2529 (837 amino acids)
Source: RefSeq, a predicted model, not a curated record
ACCUUUUCUUUGGGUAUGUCGAGUGACGAAAACACAGAGAAGAGCAAAAAUCUAGCUGGGUUGUCUGCUGAAGCAUUAGACUCUGAAACCCUAAUGACUGAUUCUGGACCUGGGUUGCUUGAUGAGGUGCCUAGGGUUUCUGGUGAUAAUGGAAAUGUGGAUACUGGUGCUAUUAGCGAGCCAGUUGUUGCUACUGAGGAGACCUCGGAAGUGGGAAAUGAUGCCGAUGGUGAUGUGGUGGAAGGUCAUGGUUCACUGGAUAAUGUGAGUGGGGGAGAGCUUGCUAGUCAAGGGGCUGAAGCAGAUCAAGGGCCUGGACAUUUGGUUGAGGAAAUGAACGGAAAGGAGAAUGUAGCUGGUGGUUCUGAUGAUGAGAUGGUUGAUGCUGUUGAUGGAGAAACUGCAGAGGAUAACUCUGGGGAAGAUACAACGAGUGUAAAACAUGUUUAUGCAGUUGGUGACUUUGUGUGGGGCAAGAUUAAGAGUCAUCCGUGGUGGCCAGGGCGUGUUUACAAUGCUUCCGCUGCCUCAGACUUUGCUAUGAAGUAUAAUCAAACAGGUCGAUUGCUAGUGGCAUACUUUGGAGAUGGGUCAUUUUCUUGGUGCCCCCCUUCGCAGUUGUUGCCUUUUGUUGACAACUUUGAAAAAAUGUCAAAACAGAGCACUUCCAAGAGUUUCUUAUAUGCUGUUGAAAAGACCUUGGAUGAAAUUAGUGUGCUUGUGGAGUUUCAAAUGACCUGCCAAUGCAUCUCUGAAGAGAGUCGUACUGGACUUUGUUGGCCAUUGGCUGUGAAUGCUGGAAUCAAAAAGGGUGUUAAAGUGCCUGUUUCAGAAACUGUCAGUCUUUUACUUUCUCAGUUUGAACCUGCGGAAAGACUUAAAGGUCUAAAACGUAACGCACUAACCAAUUCUAAUUCCAAUAUACUUGAGUUUGCUGUCUUGAAGAGUUGGCUAUCUGCUUUUUAUCGUGCUAAGUAUGGACACCCUUUGGCUUCAUAUUGUGAACCCCUGCUAGUUGAAGGCCUUGAGGACAAGAAGGAAGAUCAAGUCAUUGAUGCAAAUGACUUCAGCAUACCCAUUGAGGUUCCUAUUCAGGGUCCAUCAGAAGAAGAAAUUCCUAAUUCUGGAUCUUCAAAGUUUCCUAUGACUGCUUGCGACAAGAUUUAUCAGAAGAGGAAGCAGAAAAGUGUGGCUGAACUUAUGGGAGAGAACGCCAAGCCCAAAGGUAAGAAGACAACUGAAGACGAUUCUACACCUUCGUCUAUAGAAACAUCCGAGAAGAAAAGGAAGAAGUCUGGUGAGAAAGCCAAAGGUCACACUGGCAGCUCGAAGAGUGUUGAUGAAAAAAUUGGUAAGAGGGUCAGCAAGAAGUCUGGUGACAGUGACUUGGUGAAAACAAAGAAACUUAGUGUUUCAAUUCCUGAGCGUGAUGAACUUGGCGACCAGCAAGACAUGAAUGCGGGCCCUUUAUCAAGGGAAAGAAAGAAGAGCAAGUAUUUGUCACCUCCUUAUACAAGCCCUAAGUGGAAGGCAGGAAAAUCAAGCUUUAAGAGAGAACUGGAAAUAGAAUCUCAGAAAUUUUCUGAUAUUUCCAAGAUUGGUGAGAGGAUGACAAAGGCUGCUCGUCUUCUUUUGUCUUCUCCUGAUGCAAAUGGGAAUGAGGCUUUCAAGGAUGACAUUGACAAGAGUUCUCGGAUCAGAAAGCGAAGCUCUAAGACUUUUGAUACCAUGGCUAUCAAUUCAUCUGUGGAUGAAGUACUGUCCGAGGUUCAGUCUACUGCUCUAAACCCUCUUUUAUUGAGGAAUGAAUCUCUUGAGAAGGCCAGAGGUUUCAUUUCCACUUUCAGAAACUCAGUAUAUUUUGAUGGAUCAAACUACAAGCAGUAUCACCAAGUGGAAACAGGAAAGAAGAGAAAAUCUGUGGGAUCAGGAAAUGUAAUUUCCCAGAGUGAUUCUAAAUCACCAGACUCCGUUCGUUCAAAGAAGAGGAAGACAAAUCAUGCGAAAUCAGAAGUUACCAAACUCAAAAAAGAAUCUGGUCCUUCUAGUCAGGGAAAAGAAGAUGAGGAUGAUGGUAGAGAAGCUUCAUCUGUGAUUCUGUUGGUGACAUUUUUAACUGGUUUUUCUUUGCCAUCAGAGGAUGAAAUCAUUCGACUAUAUAACAAGUUUGGAGAGCUGAAUGAAGAGGAAACAAAAGUGCUAUGUGAUUUGAACUCUGUUCGAAUUGUCUACAGGCGUGGUUCAGAUGCUGCACAGGCCUUCAAAGAAUCAGUAAGGCAAAGUCCUUUUGGUGCUGCUAAUGUGAACUUUACGCUCAGCUAUUCCUCCAAAUCUGAGAGUCCACUAUCCUCGCUGAAAGCUCGUAAGGGGAAGUCACAGGUACAACUAAUCAAGCAGAAGCUGAAGGGGAUGGCAUCAAUAUUGGAUAAGUGUAAGGAUAAGAUUACAAGCGAGGAGAAAUCAGAGUUGGAGAAUGAGAUAAAAGGCUUGCUGGAGAAGGUAAGUGCAGUGACUUCAACAAACACAUAGGGGAUCCCUGAAGCUGGUUGCUUCAACUUGAUGUGUUCUCCUUUUGUUGAUAGUGUUAGUAUAUUGUCCAGCUUAUGUUGAUUAGGAUACUGAGUGCAACUUGUAUUAGGUUCAUGUAUGAAGUAGGAGCAUAGGAUGCUAGCUCUGUACAAUUGAUUUGCUCAAGUUAUUAUAAAGUUGCAAUUACUUUGAUUAGUUU